CCAAAACGAGCAUCUUUUCGUAUCAGUGCGAAUUCGCUAGUCACCGUUGUCUCUUGACUUCUUCCUACGUUGGAAAUGGAUUGCGGCUGUGUUUCGGGCUACGUCGGUCCAUCGCUGGACCAGACUUGCGGAGGCGGCGCUUUAUUUCUCUUCAUGAGCCUGCUGGACACUUUCAUUCGGAACAAGUGUGAUAUUUCCGAAUUAUGCCAGCGAGUUGUUCCCAAGAGGAGGCCAGAUCCCGAGUAUGAUUUUGUUGUGAUCGGCGGGGGCAGCGGAGGUGCUGCUGCGGCAGGGAGGUUGUCGGAAGUUCCAGGGUGGAAGGUGCUGUUGAUUGAGGCUGGAGAUGAUGAACCAGCCGGGGCUCAGGUACCAUCAAUGGUCAUCAGCUACCACGGCAACAAGUACAUCGACUGGAACUACAAGACAGAACCUGAAAAAGUCGCAUGCCAGGGUUUCCCGGAAAAACGUUGUUCAUGGCCAAGGGGCAAAGUUCUAGGGGGGUGCAGUGUCAUAAACGGCAUGAUGUAUACUCGAGGAACUCCUCAAGAUUACGACAACUGGGCUGCAGCGGGUAACGAAGGAUGGAGCUACAAAGACGUCCUUCCAGUGUUCAAGCGAUUCGAGGACAACAAGGACAUCGGAACGUUAGUCGAGGCGAAGUAUCACGGAACGGGAGGACCUCUAACCACAACCAGAUUCAACGAUCAACCCCAAAUGGCUCAUGACAUUCUCAAGGCAGCCGAAGAAAUCGGAUAUAAAACGACAACGGAUCUGAACGGAAAAGAUUUCUCUGGAUUCACCAUUGCACAGUCCAACACCAGAAAUGGAGUCCGUCUUAGUAGUGCCAAAGCAUAUUUACGCCCGGCAAGAUUCAGACCAAAUCUACACAUCAUGCUCAAUUCAACAGCGACCAAAAUCAUAGUUAACAAAACCGGAGAAAAGAAAACCAUUCAAGGAAUUGAGUUUCUUUAUCAGGACAAGUUAUUUUCUGUUCGAGUUAAAAAAGAAGUUAUUCUAGCUGCAGGUGCUCUCAACAGCCCCCAAAUACUUCUAUUGUCAGGAAUAGGACCAAAAACUGAAUUAGAUAAGAAGAANUAUAUUUUGAAUAGGAAAGGCCCAAUGUCUUCAACAGGCAUGUCACAAGUGACCGCACGAAUCAACUCCAAGUACGCAGACCCAAGCGGAACAAAUCCAGAUCUUCAGAUAUUUUUCGCAGGUUUCUUGGCAAAAUGUGCACAAUCAGGCGAAGUCAGAGCACUGGAAGAUCCAGAACACCCAAAAAAUCCUAAAGUUCUUACUGUAUCUCCAGUGACCCUUCAUCCAAAGAGCAAAGGAUAUGUAGGAUUACGUUCGAAAGACCCUCUCAAGCCUCCUGUGAUGGUGGCGAACUAUCUAACGGAACAGGCAGAUGUGGACGUUUUGGUGGCUGGAAUUAGAGUAACACAGAGGCUUGCAAACUCAUCUGUACUGAAAGAAAAAUAUGGAAUUGAACUGCCAAGGAAAGAUUAUGGAGAUUGUUCGAAAAAAUAUGGGUAUGACACGGACAACUUCUGGCAGUGUGCAGUGCGAUAUUAUACCGGUCCAGAAAAUCAUCAGGCCUGCUCUUGUAAAAUGGGUCCUUCUUCAGAUCCAAUGGCCGUUGUUGACAAUAAACUGAGGGUUCACGGAAUCGAAGGCCUCAGAAUAACCGACGCUUCAGCGAUGCCCAUACUGGUAUCAGGAAACACUCACGCCACUAUAGUGAUGAUGGCGGAGCGAGGAGUGGACUUUAUUAAAGGAAAGUGGUUGACUGCGAGUGACAUAGGAAACAGAAACGGAGCGGAUGGUUCCGGUCAGGGUAACAGGUUUUCGGGACAAGGUCAUCACACGCACUGGGGAGUUAAAAACCCAUCAAAUGGUUUAGGUCAGAUUCAUCAGUCAGGAAACAAGAGAAAUAACUAUGAUGAAGCUUUCCAUCAUCAAUUUCAUCAUUGGAAUCAUCAUGGCGUUCGCGGGCCUGCGUUCGAAGGAAUGUACCGUCAAUGAUUACAAUCGUCAACCUAGACUUUAAUUAAUGCAGAUACGAAAAUUCCAAACAACUCGAAGUGAUGGAUAUUCUGAUUCCUUUUCUCUUGUUUCUGUGGUAUUGUUUGGUAGAACAUCGACAGUUUCAAAAAAGUUGUAGAAAAUCAUUUCGCUCGCUUAGAUUGAACAGAAAGAUAUAUUCAAAUAUUGCAGUUAAUUUUAUCAUUGUCUGGAAAAAACCAUCGUCAUUACGAAACAUAUUACUUGAUCCCAUAGUCGAAUUAUUGAAAAAUUAAAAUACUUUCAGUUGUUCAUGUUGGUGAUGUUUUUGAUAAAUUUCUUAAGAUAUAUUCAGUAAAUUUUUCUGAAACAUUGUCAUUCAACAAGGAGAAGAUUUGUUUGUUUUUACCUCUCAUUGUUAUUAUUUUUCCAUUACAUUUUUUCAACUUUAAUGAGUCAUCAAUUUUUCUAGGUUAGACUGUUGUUCAUGAAGUGUUCGUCAUGAAAAAUAAAUGAUUUUGUUUCUUCGAUUGUUACUGUUUCUUUGAAAGUCACUAAAAUACCUUUGUGUUAUUGAGUUCUUACUGAAAAAUUUGGCAGAUACUUGAUGGAAAUACAAUAUAAUGUAUU
Molecule: messenger RNA, 2634 nt
Organism: Leptinotarsa decemlineata (Colorado potato beetle)
Lineage: Eukaryota; Metazoa; Arthropoda; Insecta; Coleoptera; Chrysomelidae
Product: glucose dehydrogenase [FAD, quinone]
Molecular function (GO): flavin adenine dinucleotide binding; oxidoreductase activity, acting on CH-OH group of donors
Source: RefSeq, a predicted model, not a curated record